GUAACAGCAGCGCCAGAGGGGGUUAGAACCAGUGCUUUGCACGAUUUUCUGCAGCAGUCUUUCCCUGGAGGCCUUAGGUCAGUCAAUCCAUACCGGCCUGGGCUUUACGUGUUGUAAUCUGGCAUGUGGAGGCUGAGAUCAACAUGGAAAUAGCAUUUGUGAAGGCCCAUAGUACCAAUACAAGGCCUGUAGAGUCUACUCUACCUGGUAAUAUGGGUCUGUCGGAGAAACUAGACAGUCAGACGAGGCACGCAAUGCGGCGUUCGGCCUAGAACCCAUCAACUCAAUGACAAAAGACCCUGCACUCUGGAUACAAGGCUGAGGAUAUCCUGGGGACGUCUUGAUAUACGAGCAGGAGAGGUGGUCAUGAUCUGUACACCAACCACCGUCGUACAGGGCUACGGCAUGACGGAACUUACAAGUGCUAUUAUCCACGUCCCUGGUGGUCGUCACGAUGAGUCCGGCAGCGUUGGUCUGCUCAACCCCAACUGCGACUGUCGGAUUCUGGACGAGGACGGGAAUCCGGUAUCACCGGGUCCGCCGGGUGAACUGUAUGUUCGAGGACCGAAUAUCUGUCCGGGCUACUGGAAGAAUGAGCAGGCCACGAAAGAGAUGCUGGACCAGGAGGACUGGCUGAAGACGGGCGAUGUUGUCGUUCUCAGGGACGAUCUGUUCUGGGUCGUCGACCGCAAGAAGGAACCGGGCAAGGUUAAUUCUCCACAGGUCUCUCCGGCUGAACUGGAGGCUGUGCUGCUGGAGCAUGAUGGUAUUGCUGAUGCCGGGGUGGUUGGGAUUACCAUCCAGGGCCAGGAGUGGCCACGGGCAUACGUACGGCCCACGGAGGACAAGGUCGGCGCGUUGUCUGAGGUCCAGGCCCAGGAAUAUGUGAAGAGAAACGUUGCGAAACAUAAGCAGUUAGUUGGGGGUGUCAAGUUCGUCAACGAUGUGCCUCGACUGGCGAGUGGGAAGAUCCAGCGCUCAAAGUCCUCAGGGAAUGGGCUAAGCAGGAUGCACUCGGGACGCAUGCAAAGCUCUAGAUUGCUUCCUUUGCUCAGUUGA
Messenger RNA from Monascus purpureus, 1059 nucleotides. Lineage: Eukaryota; Fungi; Ascomycota; Eurotiomycetes; Eurotiales; Aspergillaceae. The record is from the annotation of a GenBank genome assembly.